AUGCACUACAUCUCCCGUCGUUCGCACUGCCCACCGCAGUGAGGGGGAGAGCUGUCAAGCAAGCUGUCUCCAUUUUGUCUGCAGAAGCAAGAUGGCUGAAAAGGCAGAAGAAAAAGUGAAGACGGUAGUUUUACUGGUGCCUUUAAUUCCUGUACUCUAGUUUUUAUUCUUCAAGAUAUCUAAAUGGCAAGUGCUGUAGCGAAGUGUGAAAAUGGAUAUCAAAACUGCGGUUUAUAACGCUGCCAAGGACGGGAAGUUGAAACUUAUGCAGAAGUUUCUAAGCAACAAAAGUCAAGAGGAGGUUGAGGCAUUGACUGAGGAAAAAACUGAUGGAGGCACUCCGUUGCUGAUUGCUUCCAGGUAUGGACAUAUAGGAGUGGUGGAGUACCUUUUGGAACACUGUAAAGUAAGUGUGGAAUUAGGGGGUUCUGUGAACUUUGAUGGAGAAACUAUUGAAGGCGCCCCUCCACUUUGGGCUGCUUCAGCUGCCGGGCACUUGGAUGUAGUUUGCAGUUUGCUGAAAUAUGGGGCAUCUGUCAACAGUACCACACUUACUAAUUCUACACCGCUUCGGGCAGCUUGUUUCGAUGGCCACUUAGAAAUUGUCAAGUAUCUAAUUGAGCAUAACGCGGACAUUGAGGUUGCCAACAGGCACGGACAUACAUGUCUCAUGAUUGCUUGUUACAAGGGUCAUACUGAUAUCGCUAGAUACCUUUUAGAAAAAGGAGCAGAUGUAAAUAGAAAAAGUGUAAAGGGAAAUACAGCAUUGCAUGAUUGUGCAGAAUCGGGCAGUUUGGAGAUUCUGAAGAUGUUGUUAAAAUGCAGUGCUAAAAUGGAAAAGGAUGGUUAUGGAAUGACCCCUUUGUUGGCAGCUAGCGUUACAGGCCAUACGAAUAUAGUGGAGUAUCUUAUACACCAGCCCGGGACUUCCAAGGAAGCCAGUAUUGAGGCUUUGGAGUUACUGGGUGCUACUUUUGUGGACAAAAAGAGAGAUUUGUUGGGCGCUAUGAAAUACUGGAAGAGAGCCAUGGAAAUUAGACACAGUGACAGGAGUAAUGUUAUUCGGAAGCCAGAUCCUGGACAUUUGGUAUUAGCAUAUGAUUUUUCCAGGGAAGUUACAACUUCUGAGGAAUUAGAAGCUUUGAUUACUGAUCCAGAUGAGGUAAGAAUGCAAGCACUUUUGAUCCGAGAAAGAGUCCUUGGCCCCUCCCAUCCUGACACCUCUUACUAUAUUCGUUAUCGAGGUGCUGUGUAUGCGGAUUCUGGGAACUUUGAAAGGUGCAUCCAUCUAUGGAAGUAUGCCUUGGAUAUGCAACAAAAUAAUUUGGACCCAUUGAGCCCUAUGACAGCAAGCAGCUUUCUGUCAUUUGCAGAGCUUUUUUCUUACGUUCUCCAAGAUCGUACCAAGGGCACCCUGGCUACAAAAGUGACUUGUAGCGAUCUUAUUGGAAUUCUAUGCAAAAGUGUCCGGGAAGUUGAAAGAGCCAUGGGCCAGAGGGAGAAUAUUCCAGAAGUAGGACAAUUCACAAAAGCCCUCUCAAUAAUCUUGCAUUUGAUUUUCCUGUUGGAAAAAAUUGAAUGCAGCUCUGAGGAGGAGUACUACAAAAAGCAAACCAUAUACAGGUUAUUGAAACUGAACCCCAGGGGACGAAAUGGUUAUACUCCUUUACACAUGGCUGUUGACAAAGAUACCACCACUGUGGGGCGCUAUCCUGUAGGAAAAUUUCCAUCUCUGCAUGUUGUAAACAUUUUGCUGGAGUGCGGUGCUGAUGUGGACUCGAGGGAUUAUGAGAAUAAUACACCCCUCCACAUAGCUGCUCAGAAUAACUGCCCACUAAUUAUGACCACACUUGUUACUGCAGGUGCACACUUUGAUGCCACCAAUUCUUUCAAGAAGACAGCCUAUGACUUGGUAGAUGAAAAGACAAUUACUAAAAACAUGAUGCACCCAUUUAACUAUAUCACUCUUCAGUGCCUUGCUGCUCAAGCUGUUGACAAGCACAAAGUACUAUAUAAAGGACUGAUCCCAGAAGAGCUGGAGGCUUUCAUUGAACUUCAUUGAGAUGUCUAGGUUAUUUUGCUUUAUUCUAACUAGGAUGUAGCAUUCUGCGAGUUUUAAAUAUGCAGUAUGAACAAAAAAAAUCUUAUUACAGUAAGAGUAAUAUAUAGCUGCUCAUGACAGGAAAGCUGUUUCAGUAUGCCUCUGGAUGAUCAGCGACUGGCAUUUUGGCUUGGAGGUUAGACAUGAGCUGUGUACACUUGCCUUUGGUUUGAUUCCCACAACCUCUAUUUAUAUACUGUGACUAUUCAAUCAGUUGUCUAAUGCUCAUGAGUCAUACCUGAAAAUGAGCAGAAAGUCCUUAAAGGGUGUUAACCUGAUACUGCAUACUUAUAAAGUAAGAGCACAACCAUUUGAAAACAGGAAGGCAAGAAAAAGUUGUUAAAAUUGUUUUGAUUAAAAUACAUACUUACCAGAA
Protopterus annectens (West African lungfish) is the source of this 2477-nucleotide messenger RNA. Its product is annotated as protein fem-1 homolog A-like. The record is from RefSeq and is a predicted model, not a curated record. The coding region runs from base 212 to 2062 and encodes 616 amino acids. The transcript has a single exon. Gene Ontology annotation, molecular function: protein binding. Lineage: Eukaryota; Metazoa; Chordata; Ceratodontiformes; Protopteridae.